GGGAGGGGCCAGGCGGGCCGCGCCGGGAGGAGGGGCGGCCGCAGCUGCAUCCAGCCCCGUUUGGCUUGCUUCCCAGCUCUCCUUCGCCGCCACCUCCUCCUCUUCCCCGUGUAUGAGUCAGGCAUUUCCCGGGGAUUUGGAGCAGCCACGCGCGACCCGGGAGCCCGGAGCUGUAGCAGCAGCAGUGGCGGCAGCACCAGCAGCAGCUGCAGCCGCCGCGCCGGGGCCGCCACCCGCGUCCCCGGCGCGCUCAGACCAUGGAGAAGGCGGCUCAAGGCGCAGACGGCGGCGGAGGAGGCAGCAACCACAGCAACAGCAGCAGCCGCAGCAGCAGCCGCGCCACUUCGGCCGGCUCCUCGCCCGCCUGCUCCCUCGCUGGCCGUGGGGUGGCGAGCCGGGCGGCGGUAGCGGGGCUCGGCGGCGGGGGUAGCCGCAGCAGCCCGGGCUCUGUGGCCGCUAGUCCGUCCGGAGGAGGCGGCCGCAGGCGGGAGCCGGCUCUCGAGGGCGUGCUCAGCAAAUACACCAACCUCCUCCAGGGCUGGCAGAACAGGUACUUUGUCCUGGACUUUGAGGCUGGCCUUCUGCAGUAUUUUGUGAAUGAGCAAAGCAAGCACCAGAAGCCUCGGGGCGUCCUGUCUCUGUGUGGAGCCAUCGUCUCCCUGAGCGAUGAAGCCCCCCACAUGCUGGUCGUGUACUCUGCCAGCGGAGAGAUGUAUAAACUAAGAGCUGCCGAUGCAAAAGAGAGACAGUUUUGGGUGACUCAGCUCCGAGCUUGUGCCAAAUACCACAUGGAAACAAAUACGAAGACUACUCCGAGCUCCCGAAGCCGAAGUCUCACUUUGCUCCCCCACGGAACACCCAAUUCUGCGUCUCCCUGUAGCCAGAGACACCUCAGUGUGGGGGCCCCCGGUGUUGUCACAAUCACGCAUCACAAGUCGCCUGCAGCCGCCCGAAGAACCAAGAGUCAGUACCCCGGCCAGCUCCACGAAGUCAGAGAGAUGAUGAAUCAGGUGGAGGGACAGCAGAAGAACCUGGUGCACGCCAUCGAAUCCUUGCCGGGCUCAGGCCCUCUCACUGCCUUGGACCAGGACCUGCUGCUCCUGAAAGCUACCUCUGCUGCCACCCUCAGCUGCCUUGGGGAGUGCCUCAGCCUGCUCCAGCAGAGUGUGCACCAGGUGGGCCAGCCCGGCCACAAGCCUGGGGCCCCAGAAAACAUCCUGGGAUGGCAUGGGCCCAAGUCACACUCCACAGAGCAGCUGAGGAACGGGACCCUCGGCUCCUUGCCACCAGCCAGUGCCAACAUAACCUGGGCCGUUUUACCCAACUCCGCCGAAGACGGGCAGACCCCGCAGCCGGAGCCUGAGCUACACUCAGGCCCUGACUUGGUCCUAUCGGAAGAUGAGAAGAGCGACAAUGAAGACAAGGAAGAGACAGAGCUGGGUGUCAUGGAGGACCAACGCAGUGUGAUUCUGCAUCUCAUCUCGCAGCUCAAGCUUGGCAUGGACUUGACCAAGGUGGUGCUCCCCACUUUUAUCCUGGAGAAGCGGUCCUUGCUAGAGAUGUACGCAGACUUCAUGGCGCACCCGGACCUGCUGCUGGCCAUCACUGCCGGGGCCACGCCCGAGGAGAGGGUCAUCUGCUUCGUGGAAUAUUAUCUCACAGCCUUUCACGAGGGCCGCAAGGGGGCCUUGGCCAAGAAGCCCUACAACCCCAUCAUCGGCGAGACCUUCCACUGCUCCUGGGAGGUUCCCAAGGACAAGGUCAAUCCCAGGAGGACUGCUACUGCUUCCCCAUCUCCAGCUGACCCUCACGAGCGCCCCCCGGCCGACGACCCUUCCCAAAGCUACAAGCUGAGGUUUGUGGCCGAGCAGGUGUCCCAUCACCCGCCCAUCUCCUGCUUCUACUGUGAGUGCAAGGAGAAGAGACUGUGCGUCAACACUCACGUUUGGACCAAAAGCAAGUUCAUGGGCAUGUCCGUGGGGGUCUCCAUGAUAGGGGAAGGCGUGCUGAGGCUGCUGGAGCAUGAGGAAGAGUAUGUGUUCACCCUGCCAAGUGCCUACGCGCGGUCCAUCCUCACCAUCCCCUGGGUGGAGCUCGGAGGCAAAGUCAGCAUCAGCUGUGCCAAGACCGGGUACUCGGCCACGGUGAUCUUCCACACAAAGCCCUUCUACGGCGGCAAGGUCCACAGGGUGACGGCAGAAGUGAAGCACAACCCAACCAACACCAUCGUCUGUAAGGCCCACGGGGAGUGGGAUGGCACCUUGGAGUUCACUUACAACAACGGAGAGACCAAAGUCAUCGACACGACCACCUUGCCCGUGUACCCUAAGAAGAUCCGACCUCUUGAAAAGCAGGGGCCCAUGGAGUCCAGGAACCUCUGGCGGGAGGUGACCCGCUAUCUGCGGCUAGGGGACAUCGAUGCAGCCACAGAGCAGAAGCGGCGCCUGGAGGAGAAACAGCGGGUGGAGGAGCGCAAGCGGGAGAACCUGCGUGCACCAUGGCGGCCCAAGUACUUCAUCCAGGAGGGCGAUGGCUGGGUGUAUUUAAGUCCCCUCUGGAAGGCACACUGACCAGGAGGAGUGCAGAGCUUUCUGAAAUAGCCCUGUUUUUCUUUUCUUUUUUGGAGGAAUUAAAAGUGGUACAGUAUCAA
Messenger RNA from Ochotona princeps (American pika), 2650 nucleotides. It is a transcript of the gene OSBPL10, whose product is annotated as oxysterol binding protein like 10. Gene Ontology annotation, cellular component: membrane; intracellular membrane-bounded organelle; cytosol. The record is from RefSeq and is a predicted model, not a curated record. The transcript is spliced from 12 exons. NCBI's taxonomy places the organism in Eukaryota, Metazoa, Chordata, Mammalia, Lagomorpha, Ochotonidae. Gene Ontology annotation, molecular function: cholesterol binding. The coding region runs from base 258 to 2570 and encodes 770 amino acids.